Messenger RNA from Schistocerca gregaria, 9820 nucleotides. RefSeq lists its product as uncharacterized. Lineage: Eukaryota; Metazoa; Arthropoda; Insecta; Orthoptera; Acrididae. The record is from RefSeq and is a predicted model, not a curated record. The transcript has 7 exons. Bases 725 to 1708 code for a protein of 327 amino acids. Gene Ontology annotation, cellular component: membrane. Gene Ontology annotation, biological process: regulation of cell differentiation.
UAUAAUGCAUGCCGCGGCCGGCCGCCGCACACUCGCUGCGAGUCCCACGCGGCCGCCUCGCCUUCCGCUUUGGUCCGUAUAUAGAUAGCGCGCCGCCAUUGAUGCACUCUGCCUGAGUGCAGCUUUCUGACCGUGUCGCUCUCUGGUGCCCGCCCGUGAAGGCACGACGUGACUCCCCCAUUCUGCUGGCUGGGACCUACACGCCCACUGCGUCACGAAGUGGAUACCUGUAAUUUAUUCCGCUCUCUCACCGUCUCGUACUGGACGAACCUUCUCGCAGAAAUAAACAUCUUGAGUUUUUACAAUUCUCUCAUUGUCGUUUUUGUUCCUCAGAAGACAAAAGAUAUCCGUCGAAAUUUGUUGUGCAAUAUACUGCUUUGUAGCCACAGAAACGUGUGAUCGAACCUGGUAAGCACAUCAACACCUGAUCUCUAUCUAUACCGUCACUGUGGCUCGUAAAGCUACUGGGAUAAACAUCAGAAAUAUUUCCUCCAACUCGCUUACUUUGGUGAAAAUGGUCUCUUCCGUGUGUGUUACUACACCGACGUAUUCGAAGAAGCUGAUCGCAGAACCCAUCUCAUGGUGAACAUACUACACACAGCAGACUUGGGAAGAGGUCCGCACCGAGACCGAUACCGCUUAUUAUUCUGCUCGUUGGAAGAGGAAGGCUGUAUCCACCCGCUAACAGCUUUUAGACAGCUAAAGACAGAAGCAUCUGGCGACAAUGUGCACACCACUUUGCGGAGACAGUGAGGAUGCUGAAGCGCCAUCUGGGAUGGUGAAACAAGUGAAGGGUGGCUACCUGCUGCGAUACAAGAAGAGACUAUUCGGCAAAGCAUGGCGGGAGGAGUGGGUGGUGCUGUACGACGACUCGACGCUGGCGUGGUUCAAGGAGAAGGGCCGCGGGCAGCCCGAGGGCAGCGUCAGGGUGAAGGACGCGCCGGAGAUGAUGGCCGUGAGCCAGUGGACGGCGCGCAUCCCCGGCCGGCCCGACCUGCCCUCCGGCUGCCACGUGGUGCAGCUCAUGGCGUUCGGCACGCGGCGCCGCGACAAGGUCCACUGGCUGCUCGCCCAGUCCGAGCAGGAGGUCAACGACUGGAUGACAGCGAUCAGCAACACUCUGCCGCCGCCGCCGCAGCCGCCGGAUGAGAAGUGCACCUCGACGCCGAAGCUGAUGGACCCGAUGGCGCCGCGGCUGCCGCACGGCCCGUACUACUCAAUGCCGGGCGAGGUGCCGCCUCCAUACGCGCACCAGCAGCACUCGGCACUGCUGUCGUCACCCCUGGCGACCGUGGGCGGCGUCGGCGUCGUCGGCGGCGGAGUCGGCGUCGGCGUCGGUGGCGGUGUGGGCGCGGGCGCCUUCACCGCCCCGGUGCCGGUGGGCGCGGCCAACGGCUACCUGCCGGCGCCGGCCCCGGCCGGCAACACGACCAUCGUGGUGCGCGACCGCGACCACUACGUGGGCGGCAACGGCGGCGCCGACUUCGCGACGGGGCUGAUGAUGGGCGCGGCGCUCACCAACUGGGGCCACGGCUGGGGCUGGCACCACGCCGCCAGCGACGUGCACGUGCACAACCACUACGACGUCAACAACACCGUCAUCAACAACGAGCACCACUCGGCCACGUACGUGCACGAGGACUACGCCGACCUUGGGUUCGACGACGGCGACUACGGGAUGGACUGCGGCGGCGACUUCGGCUUCUAAGCGCCGCCGCGCGCCCCUUACCGGGGAGGAAACGACGCCCCGCUCUGUGUCUGCAGUUCGGUAGACGCCUAGUAUUUUGUACUGCAGGGAAUGAUACGAAACUUUUAACGGCUAAUUGUAUAUUUUGCACCUAAUACUACUUUAAGUAGUAAGUCUAUGUCUAUUAUUGUAUAAAUAAGGAGAAGAAAAAUCGAAAACGUGUAAGUCAUGUACACCAAGAGACUAUAACUUUGCGUAGAUCGCUCACCCACUACAGAGCGCCUCAGAACAGCGAAGUCGCUGCCCGUCAACUAGAAAGUGUAGAAACUGAGUCAACAGUGCCGUCGGAUAGAGCCUUGUUCCCCGCCCCAUUACAGUGUGGAAUUGAGUAGCUCGCUAUCUUUUCUCAGACCUUUGGUUACACAGUAGGUCUAGCUGAUUCUUGGCAGUAAGUUUUGCACCUAGAAGACUCCAUGAAAUAUUCGACAACGUUCUAUGUAGCACAGUUAACGCCAUGAGCUGUAUUAUUGGUUUCAUUUAUAUGCAUAUAUGCAACUGGUUCUGUAUUACGAUUUUCAUGCCCCUGUGUGAGCCCAGGUAAUCAAAGGAAAUAUCGCCACUCCCCCCCCCCCCCCCCCCCGUUUUUUUUUUUUUUUUUUUUUUUUUUUAAGAAGGCCCGGAAACCAUAGGCAUCCUCAAAACUCCACAACCUAUUUGUCAUGUGUGGAGUUUUGCUGACGCCGAUAGUGUCUGGGUCUUCCACAAAAAAUAUGGAAAUGACUUCCCUUUGUAAACCUAAUUACCCAGACCAAUAGAGGGGCAUGAAACUAUUGUGACACGGAAAUCAGAUUUCUGUAAAUUACUCCAGUGGAUGCAGUUAAUGGUGUUAACGUUACUACAUAUAAAUGUAACAGCCGUCUAGAGCCCACUAGAAGAGGGACGUACGGAAAUUCAAGAUUCAGGGUAUAUUUGUUUUACGAUCGUUAGACCUUGGUCCAAUGCAUAUUUCCGUGCCCAAUCAUUCGUUUAAUAACGCUGGAGACAUCCGUAUUUUCUCAAUUAGGCAAGCUAUAGAUACCUAACUGUUUAUACGUCACAGCGCAAAAGUCGGGUCGUGACGUCGUUAUACUGCCGAUUAUGAUUGCAGAGGGACGCCCACGUGCUAUUUGGUGCUUGUACUGCGGAAUAGCUGGUUCUGUUUCCUUUAAUUAGCCUUAAGGCUCGCAUCUUAUUUCUAUUAAAGUUGCUUUCCUGCUUUUGGAUUUCUAUUGUAUCCCUGUACAUCCUAACACAGUAAUGAUUGGAUGAUGAUGAAACUAUAGUAUCCAAAAAAAAAAAACAUUUGGUGCUAUUGCAACUGAUCAUUUAUGCAUGUUGCUCAUGUGACAAUCAGUCCUCUGUUCUCUAAGCAGGAACUUAAUGCUUCCUUUACUGUUUGCAAUAUACACUUACCGUAGCUGCAAGAAAUUCUGUGUACAUCUGCUUUGGUGCGGGAUCGUGCCUUACACGACGGCCUGAUGCUUAUGUUAAAGAAAACCACCAAGGAUGAAAAUAAAGGCUAUGAAAGUCUCCAUCAUACAACCGAAAUGUCUACGGCCGGAACUGGAAUAUCAAGUUCUUUAAAUAAGCUGCUGUCAAUGUUGAUGUUAGCAGAGAAAAUGUUUCAAACGAAGUAAGUUAUCCUUGAUGUCUAAGCUCUUGAUAUUUUCCAACUUUCACAUGCAAAAGUGUAAGUAGUAUGUUCUAAUUUUUUCAAAGAACACCCCGAGCCCUUCGGAUGGAAAACAAUCGUCACUUUGGUCCUAAGAGCGAGUAAGAUUUCAUUGAGUCUUUCUAACAGCUAUAGGUUUCCGGAACAAAGACUAGAAAAAACUUCAGAUGCAGGGAACAACAUUUUUGAAUCACUAAUGCCUCAAGACGUCGAAAUAAGCGUACAAAAUUCCUCUGAUCGGGAUCAGAUACGAGAUUUUUAUGAAGCAGCCUAAGACUCAUUAUUUCUGAGUGAUUCCCCGCCAAACAUAUUCGGACAAAUUCUAUCUUCGGUGACACGGCAGUUCAUUUAAGAUGACGGUCCGCCGGAAAAGCUCGUUCUAGCAGGUCGGGAACGGCUAGAGUUAACGCCAUACAGUAAUCCUAGCCUCACACUGAAAUCACUCGUAGACACUACUCGGAAUAUUUCCCAGUAUUUUCAAUCCGUUUUGAUCGUAUUUUUGCUGUAGUUGUGACAUAUACAUUUAACCCACCACUUUAAAUUUAAUGACUUACUUCAAUCUAUGAUACUUGGUCACCUCGCGAGCCAUCAUCCCCCAACGCUACAUACAUUCUGCACUCGGUGUUGUAUAACUUCGAACGAAGCAGGCACUGCAUUCUACAUUCUGAACACUCGUCUUAUUCCACAAAGCAGUAGCGCUCUCUCAUCCUCUUUCAAAAUCUUAAGCUGUUAAUUUCAAAAAUAAAAGAAACAAUAACAUUCUGGAGACAGUAUCACUUCUUUUGCUGACCAAGCAACAGUCGUUGUCUGUGGAUACUGCUCAUCUCUUCUCUUUCACGACUGUAAUGGUGACAUACAGCGUUUAAGAGCAAUAUCAGAGCUGGCAGCAGGACGUAAUGUUUUCAGUUUGUUUCUGUACAGAUACUCUCGGUCCAGUAACCGUACUAGAAACCGUUUGCCUAGUCCAAAGGGUCCUUCAGGUUUAUGAAAGCAGAAUAACUAGAUGCCAGUUAAGUCGACAGCUACUCUUAUUUCCUUAUUUCUCUAAAACUACAUCUGUCAUUGUAAAUCUACUCGUCUUCUGCACUAGAAACUGAUUCUACGCACAGUUUUAAUAUGCUACGAAAUUCCAAAUCGGAGCACAGUCGGCUGCAAAAUAAAAAUUCAUUCUGUAAAAGUCUGUUAAUUGCUUGAGAAAUUUAACUGAUUCAUAUUCCUAUUUCAUGGACUAAUAAGCCUUGGAGUGUCAUGGUUCCCUAUUUAAUCUCACUUUGCUGGACUUCAGAAGAAUAUGGUAAAAACCGUACAGCAUAUCGGGUUACAGUUAAUCGGUUCUGUUGGCCGUUAAGAUACUUUGUGGUUGACAGCAGUGAUUACAAAUUCUGUGAGGCACCUGUAUAAACUAUUUCCUUGUUUGUUUCGUAUUAAAGCACGUCAAAACCUUUAAUAACUAUUUAAUUCCAUUGUCGCGGGUACUUAUUUCUGUAGACAGAAAUGCAGAAUAGGAAAAUAGCUCUUUAUGUUUCAUUUAGUCCUCUCACCGCGUAUAUAAGAGCUUGUUCGAUGUUUCUUAGAUUUUUGUGAGCCAUGUAGCCGAGAGUUUGCUUAGAAAUGAGACUUGCCACUCAAAGUCCUUUGAAAUUUCAAAGGAUUUGUUCUUUGACCUGUAUACAACAAAACCCUCCGCCCAGCGCGUAAAAACGUUCGUACCAAACUGCAUUUUCAGAAGCUCUAGUGUUUGUAUGCGGUCGCGAAUCUGCGAAAGUAGUCAUUCGCUGUAGCGACACGGGUAUGCAUGUUGUAGUAGGUGUAAAUGUUGUCUGAGUAAGUCUGUGCAUGUAUAAAUAUAUGUACAUAUGUAUAUCUUACAUGUAUUUAUGUGUAUACACAUAUUCGGUGUUGUGCAUCUCAACGUCACAAUUAGACACUCAGGAAUUAAACUGUUGACAUGUGCGCCUAAUCAAAUGUUUUGGUUUGUCCGCCAAUGUUGUAUAUAAGACGAACUGAUUAUUUGGUUACAAAUGUAGCUGAAAAUAUUUGAAAAGAGGUGCGUCGUUUCCUCCCUGAGAAACUAACACUUAUCCUUAACUGAACUAAAGAGAGAUGUCUCAAAACUUUGCGGUGUGAAGAGUGCACUAUGGAUAAAAUCAGAAAACUUCAUAUUUACCUCCUCAGUGAGCAAGUCUUGCAGUUCUUCGACUGGUGGCAGAUCAAACGGUGGUGCAAGUGACUGACUCUUCUUCAAUCUGAAAUGGGGUCAUCGGAGUAUCCAGUGUUGGUGACCGCGGCUGUACUACGUGUCGGCAGAUGGACACUUAUCUUUCCUGGCAUCACAGCAGAAUACAAGAGCUGCAUUCUCACCUUACACCACAGCGUCGCCAGACAAUCCGGUGCCAGGUCCUUUCAAGGUGUGAAGGCCGAACGGGGACAGUGGCUGACCCAGGGAGCCGCUCCGAAGGCAGUGGGGUGGCACUCUGGAGCAGACCGCACGCCCCAACGACGCUGACGCCCGCCGUCCCGACGCCGACGCCGAGCAGCUCUCCUCCCACCCUCCUUCCCCGCCUCUCUCCCUCAAGCAGACGCUGGCAUCACCUGGUGCUCGUGUGGCAGGAAAUUCGACUCCCAGUUCCUCGGACACUUCCGAAGAACGCAGCCUCCGACAGGCCGGCAAUUCGAUGUAAAUUUUUAAUUAGCACAUAAACUGACGAUGACCAAUGACUUUUUGUACAGAACUUUUUUAAUACAAAUCUGUAGAACUGAUAUUAAGAGACGUAUUUCUACAGGUGAGAUUGUUCGUAUUUUUUAUUUCAUUUUUAACGCAAGAGGAAUAUUUCUAGUUUUUGACAAAACCACUAGUUAAUACCAGAAUGUCCUCAUAUGUUUGAAAAUUUGUGUAGCUUCUAACUGUAGCUCUUGUAUACCAGUGAGCCUUAUGUUUUUAUACUGUUGUAAAAAUAUUUAAAAAGAGAAUCACCGCUUAAGACAUGCGAUAAAACAUUAAACGCUUACAAAUACAUGAAGAAACGUUCACCAAAAAUUUUGUAUACACCAAAGCGAUUAGUUUUAGAGCAUUCACUUCUUCUUUGGUGCAGAUCUCCUUAAUUUCUGCAAAUGAUAUUUGGAGGACACUUCAGCGCCUCACUUACAGCGCCACUGAGUCCGAGACGAGACAGUGUGUCGCUUUUGUAACAACAUUUGUGACCUUUGUAAUUAAAGGGAAAACUUUGUCGUAAUACAGUUCUCAGAGAGCUCCCAAUGUACGUGUGUGUUUAAGUGUGUGUUUGUGUGUGUGUGAGAGAGAGAGAGAAAGAGAGAGAGAGAGAGAGAGAGAGAGAGAAUGCGAUUCUUUUCGAUCGCACAAUAGCUUGAAUGUCAUGGGAAGUUAUAUGUACAUUUGCGAAGGCCUGGCGAGUUCUCAAAUCGAACUCUUCAGGUCUCCCGCAAAUGGUUCAGCUUAACGCUGCACGACUUUGUAAGAGAAAAUAAUUUUUAGCGUUUUAGCUGCCAAUUUGGUGGUGACGCCACUCUCGGCGAACAGGGUAAGCGUCACCCGCUGCAAUGAACGCAACGGUCAGAUCUCGCUGCCAGGCCGAAUGUGUAGCGCUUACGGAGCAAUUUGGCGGCAGCAGUGUGACACGACUGUUCACUGUCACUACUUUACUGCGUGAGAAGCGUGUGUACUUGUGUGUGUGUGUGUGUGUGUGUGUGUGUGUGUGUAUGUGUGUGUCAAGAUGACUAGAUCAAGGAAGAACGCGUGUAGCAUCUGUUUCAUGCGUGAAAAUUUUACCCCUUAUAAUAUGUGUGAAAGUUAUAUUAUUGAUUUUAUUUUUACCAUUGUGGUUCCCGGAGGGAUUCCGAAACCAGUACUUCUGAAAGGACAAAUCUGUACAGUUAGUUGUUCACGCAUGUAUGGUUGAACAGAAAAGUUAGCGUAAAAUGCUUGCAAAUUCAUAUGAGAUCACCAACAGAAUAUGAAUGUCAAAGUGGAAAAUGUUACUGCUGUAGCUAGGUGCUAGUUGUCGAAAGUAAAUAUUCAUUGUUGUUGUGUAGAUGUGUUUAGAGUAUUUUUGACAAAGAGAAGUCGUUUUAAUGUUCUAGAUGCAUAACCUAUACAACAUAUAUCUAUUAUAUAUAUAUAUAUAUAUAUAUGUGUGUGUGUGUGUGUGAAUGUGUAUAACCGUGUGCAAGGGUGCACGUAUAUGUAUCAAUAUGGAUUUAGGUCUCAUAUAUCUGAGGGCAGGUCCCACAUAUAUUUAAUAGUUACGAAUUGUAAUACGUGAUUGUUGUACUAGAUGUUUUAAAUGUGUAUAGAAGACCCACGAUAGUUUGGUCUUAACUGUUUCCUAUGGACUGCGUGAUACUUUUCACUUCAUCCAAGUAUUUUCCUUUUGUAAUUUUAAAUUUAAAAAGAAAACAGAGAAAAAUCUUUUUGCAAAAGGAGACAAUCGGACAGUAUGUGUAAUUAAACAGAAAAAAAUCCUAAUAUUUCUUAACUGUGCCACGAGCCGCUGAAGCCGUCGAGUUCCUUUUGUGUGUUGGGGAAUGGGAAUAAUACCACAUGUAUGAUGGGGUGGAUUCGUAAGCGAGAGGUUUAUUUGGUUUGUUCUUCUUUGAAACCCUAGUUGGUUUGAGGAACUACCUUAAAACUGAGACGGUAAUGCACUACUUCUGAUAGUUUCAUAAGUUUCCUAGUACCACCAGUUCUGUCUACCAAAGCCUCUAGACUUUGCUAAAAAAGAGAUAUUGUGUUUACUCUUCGUUUCAUGGACUACGGGCUUUCAGUUCAUUUGAAAGAAAACAUAAUUCGAUGAGAAAAUUUUUUAACUAUGAUUUAGCACAAAAUAUAACAUUCUCUACGACUUUUCCAUUGGCUAAUCUACCACUUUGUUUCUAGUUUCCCGCGUCAUACUCUAAUGCAGGCUUUUCCCUCCGACCGAGACGAGUAUCCUUUGCAGCUAAAUGACGCCGUUGCUUCCCCGACACCAACGACGCGCAAUUUGCUGGUCCAACUGUGCUCAUAUGCGGGCUGUGAACCUAUAUGAAUGCUGCUUGCACGAGUAUUUUGCCAAGUUUUCGAACUAUGGCAAACUGAGAUGCCAUGUGCACGUUUCUUCUCUACUCCUCAACCUCCGUUGUCGAAACGUGGUUUUCAUUUCCUGUCUAUUAGUACUCCACUUGGACAGUCUAUGAAGUGGAAACCUGUUUUCAGUCUAUUAUAUACGCACAAGUCCCAUAUCGAAUCGAAGAGCUACGUUCAUUCUCUUUAUAUUACACAUCAUAGCGAUGUGAUUUUGCGGCAAAGCUUUUUGAGACUCUUUCGGAUGCAGCAUUAAUUUAAAAUUUGAAUGUUCCAAUACCAUUGACAGCGCUAUAGGUAUUUUGCAAAUGCGAUUUUGCCGUUACCUAUAAGUUUCAUAACUAAUUCAAAGGUUUUGUGUUGUUGUUGACGAGUGCGAAUACUGGAACAGAAUAACGGUGAAUCAGACAGCUAGCAGCAGCAUUCACACAUCCUUUCUGUCGUUUUAGUGAACAAUUUUAUAUUGUGUAGUUUUUCCUAUGUUAAUAAUGAAUAUAAUGACGCUUUAUAUGUGUGUUUAAUAGUUUUAGAAAUUUCCCGUAUAACUUUCCAGUUGGAAUGCUUUAUGUGUAUACAAGUGUGUUAUUUGUAAUACAACAAAGUAUUAUAGAUUGGACUUACUGCUCAUAAUAAGACAUUUUGGAUAUGUUCAAUUUUGAUAAGCAAGAAAUUUACUGAAAAUUAAUUUUUAGUAUCGAAGAGGCCUUUGCUAUUUCUAAGGAAAUAAAAAAAAUUAAGAGACUGAUAGUUCUGCAGGAAUUAAAGGAGUUUUCAGUCGCACUUCUGUGGCACGUUUUGAAUAUAUAUGAGAAGCAGCUUACUCUCAACAAGCAACUUCACUGAACUAACGCUCCUUAUAACAGACUGAUUAGAUGCACUUACCUUAUGCCUCGCCCCACCAAAGAAACAGUCCAAAAUGUUUUAAUAUCAAGCAGUUUCAUAGAACAGAUCGUAAUGAAUGUAACACAUUCAGUCAGAACUACCUUUACUUUGUAGCAUAUGUUUAUGUGUAGAACACUAUUACAAUUAAUGUGUGUUUAAAAUGACAAGUUGUGGAAUGUACUCAUGAAGCAUGUACAGAUUUAAUUCGGCUUUGAUUAUGUACUUAAUUUUCGCUUGUUGAAUCGAUGUUAUUCGUUUCUAUUUGUGUAUAUCUGCAUUUGUAUGUUUCAUUAAUAGAAUAAGAUUGUUUGAAAACAUGGAACAUUCCGGUUAUUCCUUAGAUCCUCUGUAUCUGUUAACAGCUUUGUAAUGAUAGCAGUAUAGCUUCGACAGCGCAGCCAGGACGAGAAAAAACUAAUAAAAUAAUUUAAAUUUGACCUGAAUAAACUAAUGCAGCAACGAA